Molecule: messenger RNA, 4912 nt
Organism: Nelumbo nucifera (sacred lotus)
Lineage: Eukaryota; Viridiplantae; Streptophyta; Magnoliopsida; Proteales; Nelumbonaceae
Gene: TBL14
Product: TRICHOME BIREFRINGENCE-LIKE 14
Biological process (GO): xyloglucan metabolic process; xylan biosynthetic process; plant-type secondary cell wall biogenesis
Cellular component (GO): Golgi apparatus
Molecular function (GO): acetyltransferase activity
Source: RefSeq, a predicted model, not a curated record
UCGACAAAAUGAGAGGAUGGCGGGAGAGACGGAAGGACGGGAUUUCGAGAGACCGUUGUAAAGAAAGACAUUGAAGCCUCCAUCCACUCCACAGCCUUCGAAAAAGUGAGACCCCAUUUCCCUGAGAAAAAUUUCCCACAGAGGUCGAAAAAUUUCCGGGAGACUGUUGUAAGGAAGAAAUUCAAGCAUCCACCACCUUUGACAUUGACGAUUUUGACGUCCGGCGAUCAAAGGGAAUAGACAACGGAUUACAACUUAGAGUUUGCCUCUUCGCUUUAAAAACUGUUCAGCUUCGUCAUUUGCCUUUGUCUUCCUAGUUGCUGGUUAUCUUCCUCUUCACCGGUGACUACUGCUACCGUGGCCAAUGAGGACGAAUGGGGUUUAUUUGGCAAGGCAUGUUGUUACGUGGGUUAUGGGAUGAAAACUUUAUCUUGUCAGUUGUGCUGAUGCUGUCAACUUUUGCAGUUUGACAGAAAAAGGAUGGGUUCGUGGUGAAUAUUGUCCUCAGGGAGAAAGUUCAAAAAUUUUAAUGUCCAUGACAGCAUUUGUAUAUCCUUAACCAAAGAUUUGAACAGGGUUCUGUGUAUUUUGUGCUGUAUUAUUCAGAUGAAAGGAGGAAACAUUUACAGAUUGAGGGGAAAACUACUCUCUCUUACUCUCACAGUCCUCAUUUUCACAACUAUCCUUCUUUGGGCAUGGGAAAGAACCCCACUUACAUUGCUCACAGUGCAGGAACAGUUUGAGAUGCCUUCAGAUCCCUUGCUGUCUAUUAAGACAACAGAGGAGAUAGUGGAGGAACUUCCUGAUGCACAGACAGCAGGGGAAACAGGAAGUGGACAAAAAGAACAAGGUUUUGCUGAAGCACCAAUGCCUUCCAAGAUUGCCAGCUCUUCCAAGGAGAGAGAAAACAAAUGGGAUUUGAAAAUAGUUGACACAGAGAAGAGAGUUUGCAACUAUGCCAAGGGUAGAUGGGUCUCUGACAGAAAGCGGCCACUGUAUUCUGGGUUUGGAUGUAAGCAGUGGUUGUCUGAAAUGUGGGCCUGUAGACUGACCCAGCGCACAGAUUUUUCCUAUGAAGGAUUUAGCUGGCAGCCUGAAAAUUGUGAGAUGCCAGAAUUUGAAGGAUCAACAUUCUUGAGAAGGAUGCGGGACAAGACUAUUGCUUUUAUAGGAGAUUCAUUAGGAAGGCAGCAAUUCCAAUCUCUUAUGUGUAUGGUUACAAGUGGUAAAGACGCACCGGAAGUUGAAGAUGUUGGAGGAGAGUAUGGUCUUUUCAAAGCACCAGGUUCUAUUCGUCCUGAUGGAUGGGCUUAUAAGUUCCCAAGCACAAAUACCACCAUAUUGUAUUACUGGUCUGCAAGCCUUUGUGACUUGGAACCCGUGAACAUCACAGAUCCAGCUACAGAUUAUGCCAUGCACCUUGAUAGACCUCCUGCUUUUAUGCGCAGGAACCUUCACAGAUUUGAUGUCUUGGUUCUCAAUACUGGACAUCACUGGAACAGAGGGAAACUUCAGGCAAACCGGUGGGUGAUGUAUGUGGAUGGUAUGCCCAAUAAAGAUAGAAAACGUGCACAGAUUGGUAAUGCGAAGAAUUUCACUAUAUAUAGUGUUGUCAAAUGGCUAGAUACACAGCUUCCCCAGUAUCCAAAGUUGAGAGCUUUUUUCAGGACCAUCUCACCAAGGCAUUUCUCUAAUGGGGAUUGGAAUACUGGGGGUAGAUGUGAUAAUACCACUCCAUUGGCUGGAGGAAGUGAAGUUUCACAAGAUGAAUCUAGUGAUCCUGUCGUGGAUGGUGCUGUAAAGGGUACAAGGGUCAAGAUUUUGGAUAUAACUGCCAUUUCUCAGCUGAGAGAUGAGGCCCACAUAUCCCGCUACAGUAUUAAAGCCACAGAGGGUGUUAACGAUUGCCUGCAUUGGUGCCUACCUGGCAUUCCUGACACCUGGAAUGAACUCCUUUAUGCACAAAUAUAGGCUCAUCUCAUAGGUUGCUUAAUUGGUUAAUGGGGCAUCUUUUCUAUGCUUGCAAACAAGACAUCUCCAAGGGAGUACUCUGAUUGAAGGACUUUAUUUUCGUUCCUUCUAGGUUCUAACUUGUCGUUUUCUGCUAUAUCCUUGGAUGCAACUUGCAUCUCAUGCCAAUUGGUGAACAGAAUGCACUUUCUGUAGUGCUAUCUGACGCCCAUUUUAGCAAGUAGUAUUCUUGGAACAUAAGUUUUGACUUCUUGGAGGUGGUAUGCCUGACAUUGCAUGAAUUGGGGAGUAACAUGGAGGUAUUGGAUAUGGGAUCUGCAGAUCGUAUGAAGUACAUUGAUUUUUGCCUGCUAGUUUAUGUAGCACGUUAUCAUCAUUGAAGUACCGAUGAAAGAUAAUUUGUGGCUUUUCAUGCAGUGCAGGUGCUGUACAUGUGAGGGAGACCAAAGGGAUCCAUAUGAUCAAUCAUCUCUCAUGUAGACCUGUCAAAUUCACUUACUGAACCUCUGCCACAUGCAAAAUACAGAGGUGUCAUAUAUAGGAGAGAAACCACUGGCGAUCAUUAUGGCAUGUCAAUGUUGAUCUUUUGUUUGUCGUCGCAACAAGUCUUCUUUGCUUUAUUAUUUUCUCUAUGUUUUGGUUCUGAUGUUGAUUAUGGGAUUUUUUGGUUCACGUAUUGGAGAUGUAUAUUGUGAUCGUCACUAUUGCCGUGGAAUUUGUUUUAAACCUCCUCAUUUAGGUUUUAUUCUGUAUUCGUGUCUUUUGUUUGAAUUUAGUGGAUGAAACUUGGAAGAGUAGUUUGGCAAGAAACGCGGAAGAAGGAAAUGGAGGUUUUAUUUUUCUCCUUUUCUUUCCGUUCUUUUAUUCCAAUUCGAAGGAUGAGUUGGGAUUUAACUUCUUUUUUCAUUGAAUGAAAUCCUUCUCUUAUUGCUUUCACUCUAGUACUGUUGCUUACAGUGUGUUGUAUCGCUGGUGUCAGAGAAAAAAGUCCUGUUGUUGGUAAGGUUCAAAGUAUCGACACGUAUCGGCCCAUAUCGACUGAUAUGUAUCAUUUCGGGACCCCUCCAAUACGCCCCUACAAUGGGUGUAUUGGGGGUCUGACCGGUUCAGGGUGUGGAGGAGGCCUAAACCGGCUCCCCUGAACCAGUUGCGAAAAAAAUAAAAAAUAAGUACCAAAAGCUGUAUCGAUUUGCCCAAUACACCGGUAUCGAUAUUUUGAACCUUGGUUGCUGGUGGUUUCUCUGGUUUGAAAUAAAAAAACAAAAUAUCAGAAAAAAAGAAAAAAAAAAGAAAAAUGUGUGAAAGAGUGAUGAUAUGAGAGAUGGAGAGCACCUGUGACAAUGAUAUGGCUGGAUGAUUGCCGGUGGUCACUGUAGAUGGCUGGUGGUUUCUCUGAUUUAAAAUGAGAAAACAAAAUAUCAGAGAAUAGGGGUUUCUCUGAUUUGAAAUGAAAAACAAAAUAGCAAAACAAAAUAUGAGUGUUGGAGAAUACCUGGUCAAGGUGAACUAGUUGGAGGGAUCAGUUGAGGGGGUCAGGGGAUGACUAGUUUAAGCACAAGAGGGAUCUAUUAAGAGGGCGGGAAUGUAGAAAUGAGGGUUUUGGGGCUAACGAGACAAGCUAACGGCCGUCCUGUUAGCCCCGCACACGGGAAUGCUCACUGCGUGCGAAUAGACAGGUGGUGGACGCUCAGAGUGUGGGGCGUUUGUGGGGCGAGAGGCAAUGGGGCAUAGAUUUGAACUCCUUUAUAUAUUGUUUGUGCAUAAUUAUUUAUAUUAUAUUAUUUUUUAGGACAAAUUUCUUAAAUUACCCUUAUCGUUUAGCUAAUUGAGUAUGUCUUAAAUCAACCCUACUAUUUGAUAAUAGUUAUCAUCAUUAAAUUGUAAUGAAAAGGAUAAAAUGUCCCUUUUACCCUUAUGUUAAAAGAGAAAAACUGGGUGGCAAUGAACUGAAAUGGAUGGUGGUGGCAAUGAACAGAGAUGACGUAGAGAGAGAGAAGAGGGGAAGAGAAGGAUGGACGAAACCUUUUAGGUCCCUUAGACCACAGAUCUGAGAUCUCAAAUCCAGUACGAACUCGGACUCCAUGCGUGUCAACAAUUGAUUCUGGCGGACUCGGGUUCCAUGCUCCUCCGGCGCCAACAAUCGACUCUGGCGGUUAGAUCUAGUACGAACUCAGUCUCAUGCCGUUUCCUUCACUUCCCACACAAUGGGUUCUCUCAAGCUUGACUUCGAUCACCAAUACCAGAACGACAUUGAGAAUUACAUCAGUAAUGACAAGAACAAUGAAAGGGAAAUUGCAGAAAGCCUCAAAAGAGACAACUUCAAUAGCAAGGAAUUCGCCACCGAGAUUAUUGAAGCCAAGAGCUGUUUUGACCUGAUCAACGCAAAGAUCACUUGUGCAUUACCUUGAUCACUACCUUUGAUGGUGCAUUUCAGCCAUGAUCACAACCAAAAACAAAUAUGAAGCUGGUGGCUCCAUCUCUCGCGAGAAAGUCAAAGAAACCGUCGAUCUCUUCGGUGGCUCCAUCUGUUGCGGUUUAUUCUUGCAGAUCUGAUAGCCAUGUGAGCAAUCUCAUCGGGGUUUGGAUCUGUCAGCAAAGAGUAGAUCUGAUGGCCAUGUGAGAAAAUCCUUGAGUUCCUUCAAUAUACGUUUCGACGCCAUGAGAACCUCAGAGGAAUCUGCAUUCCAUACCGUACUUCUGCAUCCCAUAGUAUACUUCUGCAUCCCACUAGUACAUCCUUGGCUUUGGGGGCAAGAUGAGCCAUGAGAGCAGCGGCAAUACUCGCAUUGUUUUCUUCAAUGAAACUGAAACUGAUGGUGGGGUUAAAUAAGAAGCAGAGUAAUGAUACCCACGAAAACCUCUUCAAUUCCUCACUUUCUGGCUUUUUCAGAAAAAAAGCUGAGAAGCAAAAGAGAUGCAAAAAUAUUAUUUUUUUCGUUUC